Molecule: messenger RNA, 863 nt
Organism: Danio rerio (zebrafish)
Lineage: Eukaryota; Metazoa; Chordata; Actinopteri; Cypriniformes; Danionidae
Gene: ppdpfa
Product: pancreatic progenitor cell differentiation and proliferation factor a
Biological process (GO): cell differentiation
Source: RefSeq, marked provisional
AAUUUGGAGCAGAGGAGCGAAAGACCUUGGAGGGUCUCACCCAAAACAACAAACUACCAAUGGGCACCGUCGCCUAGCGUUUACCCGACCAACCUUGCUUUUGGUGCAUUACCAACAUCACCAACUCACCAAAAUAAAAGGUCUUCCAUCUUUCCAUCUUCCACACGGUCGACCCUUUAGAGGACGGGGAAAAUGGCAGCAAUUCCAUCCAGCGGUUCCCUCAUCGCCACCCAUGAUUACUACCGAAGGCGCAUUGGAUCUACAUCCAGUAACAGUUCCUGUAGCAGUUCGGAGUACACUGGGGAGGUCAUUCCACACCCACCAGGUCUGGCACGUCAGGACUCUGGCCACUGGUGGUCCAGUUUCUUCUUUGGGAAGCAGAAUCAAAUGGGAACACCCAACGGAUUUGAGUCCCAGCAGAAGACUGGCACCUACACAGUGACAAACGGUCAAGUGACCUGCGUCGCUCGCGAGAUUGUAAUGAAGAGGCAUUUGAGUGAGAGCAGUGACUCUGGGAAGGAGCCGGGUUCACCCCUGCCCUCAUAAAGCACACACCACCACGCACCCCACCCUCAUCCAGGAGUCACCGUGGGCCGGCGCUGGCGACGGAGGCCCUGCUUUUUUUUUUUCUCUCUUAUUCUUAUUCUUUUUUUAGUAAAAUCCGGCUGCUUUUUACGUCAUGCUAUAUAGUGCUCUUUUUUUUUUAUUCCUGACCAAAUAAACUUUGUAAAGCUUUAAAGUGCAAAAAAAAAAGGAAGCUUUCUGUAUGACGAGAGUUUUAGUGUAGGUCACUGUAUCACUGGGUGCACUUUGCAAUUGUGUUCUUAUACUUGUUAUAAAUAAAUGACUAACUGCAGCCUAAA